UCUCUCUCUCUCUCUCUCUCUAAGGUGGUGGUGACUCCAUCUACAUAUGUAAGCAAUAACCAAAACAAAUUGCUUUCCCAAGUAUACUAUCUUUGGCCUUCGAGGGCCCAAAAGAGAUGAGAAAGCCGUCAAGGAGCGGAGGAAUUUCAAGCAGCAGAGUGGGAAGAGAUCGAUGAAGCUUGUUUGGUGUCCCGAUACGGCUUCAAAGGCCUACAUCGAUACUGUUAAAUCAUGUGAGCUAUUUGAAGAAUCGAGUGUGGCGGAGCUGGUAUCUGCCAUGGCGGCGGGAUGGAAAGCGAAGGUGAUCGUGGAAGCGUGGUCAGUCGGCGGAGUGGUAUCGACCAGUAUAGGUCUCGCUGUGGCCAGCCGUCACACGGGGGCGAGACAUGUAUGUGUGGUGCAGGAUGAACGGUCGAGAUUGGAGUAUGUGGAAGCGAUGUUGCGUGGGGUAGGGGUGUCGCCGGAAGUUAUAGUGGGAGAGGCGAAGGAGGUGAUGAUGGGGAUAUCGGAGGUGGACUUCUUGGUGGUGGAUCUUCGCCGGAAGGACUUUGCCAGGGUAUUGAGAGUGGCAAGGUUCAGCAACCAGGGUGCGGUGGUGGUGUGCAAGCAUGCGAACGCUGUAGGGACCAGUUUUAGGUUGCGUGGGGUUUUGCCCUUAACGACACGUGUCGUGCGGACGGUAUGUCUUCCGGUAGGGAAGGGUUUGGAUAUUGUACAUGUGGGGAGUAGCAGCAGCGGUGGUGAUGGUGAUGGUGGUGGUGGUGGUGGUGGUACCGGCUCCGUCACCAAAGGCACCGGUCGUUGGAUCAGACACGUGGACGAGGAAUCUGGGGAAGAGCAUUUGUUCCGGAAAUGAGUAAGAAAGAAUUGCUGCAUCAGUGCAGUGAAUAUCGAGUGAUUUAAAGGUUUCUUAAAGCAUAUGUCUAGAUGCUCUCAAUUGUUCGAUGCUUAUCUCACUGCUCACUGCAAAAGAUGUUGAAGAAAGUUAGAUGAACAGAAUAAAGUUGAGGUUAUGAGAUUGAUUUACCAUGGAAAAUAAGGGAUGGAUUUUAAUUACCUUGUAUAUAUUGAGAUUUGUAGUGUUUAAUUUGAUGAACUUUAUAGAAUUUAAUAUAAUUAUGAAAAGGAAGGGAAAUUGUCACUCACAGUCACAGGAAGCCCUGUUUGGUAGGGUAUCAAAUCUUGGUUGCUAGGUUCAUGUAUUGAUUAAUUAGCUCAAUUCAAUUCAAUAAUUGUGUGCUCAA
Macadamia integrifolia is the source of this 1244-nucleotide messenger RNA. RefSeq lists its product as uncharacterized. Bases 173 to 856 code for a protein of 227 amino acids. The transcript has 3 exons. NCBI's taxonomy places the organism in Eukaryota, Viridiplantae, Streptophyta, Magnoliopsida, Proteales, Proteaceae. The record is from RefSeq and is a predicted model, not a curated record.